CGCACACACACCACAACCAAGCACAACAACCAAGCAAGGAGCAACAGCGAAGAUGAGUGAUGAUGACAACGACAGCAAGGUGGUGGAGGAGAUGAUGGAGCAAGAAGCGACGGAUGGGGGACAGAGGGAAGACGCAGCAAGGGACAUGGCGGUUGAGGAAGAGGCGAACAGCCUGGGCAAGCAAGAGCAAGAGAAAGCGGGGGUGAUGGAGCAAGCGCAGAUGGAGGAGAAGGAGGCCAAGAAGAACGAGGCGGAAGACAACGCAUCCCAGCCCGUUCACGUUGAUGGUGAUGCACAAGCACAGACAGAGGAGCAGGAGCAGGAGGAGGAGGGGCCGGAUAAGAACACACAGUCCCGCACGCACCAAGUGCAAGUGGAGGCGGCUGAGUGCGGCCAUCAUGGCACAACAGCAGAAGAAGCACAACAACAACAGUCACAACAGCAGCAGCAGCCACCAGCACCGCAGGCUGAGGAACAAAAGGACUCACCUCAAGAGCCACCUGCACAGCCACAACAACAGCAGUCGCAACAGUCGCAGCAACAACAACAACAACAGCAGUCGCAACAGUCGCAACAGUCGCAGUCGCAGCAGCAACAGCCGUCUCCUGCUCCAGCGGCUGCUGUGGAACAUGACGUGUACCCUGUCAAGUGGAUUACCUUCAACUCCCACCACAUCCCCAUCUUAUGUCAAAAUGAGAAUGGUGCAUGUCCCAUCUUGGCCAUUGCCAACGUGCUGUUGCUGCGCCAACGCAUCACCCUUCCACAGAACGUGGGCGAGAUCACCUUUGACCGUCUGGUGCAGAUGGUGUCGGACCUGUUGUGGGACGAGGACACGACGCGGCUGACAGACGUUGAGCGGGCAGCGCGCGAGCACUCCAUCACCGCCGCCAUGGAGGUACUGCCCCGCAUGAAGUACGGACUUGACAUCAACCUCCGCUUCCAAUCGCCCACCAGCUUCGAGUUUACGCAGGAGCUCAGCGUCUUUGAUCUCUUCAACAUCAGUCUGUAUCACGGGUGGGUCGUUGAUCCCCAGGAAACCGACGUCUUUCCUCUCCUUGAAAACAAGAGCUACAACCAGGUGAUUGAGGCUGUGGCGAUGGCGAUGGACGAUGGCGCAACAGAGGAGCAGCGCACGCGUGCUCACGUGAUCAAGGCCUGGCAUGACGCAACAUCGUCGCAGCUGACAUACUACGGGCUGGCUGAGAUCACGCAGACAAUGCAGCCAGGCGCUCUGGCUGUUCUCUUCCGCAACAACCAUUUCUCUGUCAUCCACAAGCACAACAACAUGCUCCUCACUCUCGUCACAGACGCAGGCUUCAGGGGCGUUCCCGUUGUAUGGGAAACGCUCAACAACGUCGAGGGCGACAGCGAAUUUCUCACGGCAGACUUUACGCGUCCGUCUGAUCUCUCCUCAUACACGGAAGCAGGCGCCACCGCCUUUGAGUCCCCACUCCAACAGCAACAGCGCAUCGCUGACGAGGAGCUGGCGCGACAGCUGCAGGAACAGGAGCAGCUGAUGGCCGCACAGCAGCAGCAGCAACGUGGUGGUGGACAGCACCCACGGCGCCAGCAACCGCAGUCUCAGGCCCAGCAGCAGCAGCAGCAGCAGCAACAACAACAACAGCAGCAAUGGCAGCAGCAGGCACGCCCACCAGCAGCCACCACAACACCGUCGUCAUCACACACAGCACCGCAAUCAGCGGCUCCCGAUGUAUCGUCAGAUGAAAUGCUUGCACGCGCACUGCAGGCACAGGAAAACCAAGCAGCAGAGCAGCAGCAACGGCAACAACAACAACAACAGCAGCAGCAACAGCAGCAACGCAGAUCACCACGGCAGCAGCGACGCCAGCCACCGCCCCAACAACAGGCGCGCGCACAGCAGCAGCAGCAGCGGGAUGCGGGCGGCGGUUCCAGGUGCACGAUACAAUGACAUGCUUAACGUCGAUCAGUGUCUUGUUUCUGGUUCUUCAUUCAUCAACUGGACACUUCUUACCUGCUUCUUGUGGCGCUUGCUCUGUUGGCUGGCUGAGACUUGGUGUACAACACAUCGCUUUGAAUUGUUUGUGUGUUUGGUUGAUUGUUUGCUUGCGUGCGGAUUUGUGUUUGUUUCAUGGGCGUUUCAUGGGGCAGCAGGUAACAGCGGGGGGCAAGGUUGGGUAAGGCACGAAAUGAAAACACUGAAGAAGCAC
Messenger RNA from Salpingoeca rosetta, 2189 nucleotides. RefSeq lists its product as uncharacterized. Gene Ontology annotation, molecular function: cysteine-type carboxypeptidase activity; K48-linked deubiquitinase activity; cysteine-type deubiquitinase activity. NCBI's taxonomy places the organism in Eukaryota, Choanoflagellata, Craspedida, Salpingoecidae. Bases 53 to 1930 code for a protein of 625 amino acids. The transcript is spliced from 8 exons. Gene Ontology annotation, biological process: protein K48-linked deubiquitination. The record is from RefSeq and is a predicted model, not a curated record. Gene Ontology annotation, cellular component: cell periphery; cytosol.